This is a messenger RNA of Striga hermonthica, 495 nucleotides long. The record is from the annotation of a GenBank genome assembly. Lineage: Eukaryota; Viridiplantae; Streptophyta; Magnoliopsida; Lamiales; Orobanchaceae.
AUGUGGACCACCCGCGACUGGGACCGCAAGGUCGCCGUCUUCUCCGCUUUCUUCGACAGCCUCAAACGCCGCUCCCUCCUCGCCAACGCCUCAAAAUCGCUCUGCAUCGGGGCGCGGGUCGGGCAGGAGGUCGCUGCACUGAAGCGGGUCGGGGUGUCCGAUUCGGUGGGGAUCGACCUGGUGCCCUACCCGCCGCUCGUCCUCAAGGGUGAUUUCCACCGCCAGCCGUUCGCCGACGGGACAUUCGACUUCGAAUUCUCGAACGUGUUCGACCACGCGCUGUACCCGAGGAGGUUCAUCGGGGAGAUCGAGCGGACGCUGAGGCCCGGCGGGAUCUGCGUGCUCCACGUGCUGGUGUCGAAGAGGGCGGACAAGUGUCAAAAUGAUUGGGCCCAGCUCGUGACACAUCAGGAGGUGACAAGGAUUUUCGGGAUGGCUAAACGCCACAUCAGCUGCUCCGGGUGCCACAUCAGCAAAAUGGUCACCGGAAUGUGA